GAGGACAUGAACUUGAAUGAGGACAAAAAGGCUCCUUUGAGGGAAAAAGACCUCAACACAAAGCGAGAAAUGGUCAUCCAGUAUGUUUUUUGCUUCCUCAAAAACAGGUAGCCUGAAGAAAAGCUAUCAGAUAUCUCCUCAGGAAUUCCUCAACGAGCUGAAGUCAGGGGUGACGGACGAACGCCUGUUUGCCUGUCUAGACUCAUUGCGAGUGUCGCUGACGAGCAACACUGUGAGCUGGGUGCAGAACUUUGGGCAUGAGGGCCUCGGACUACUGCUGGACGUUUUGGAGAGGUUGCUGUUCAAGAAGCAGCAGGAGAAGAUUGACAAAAAGAACCAACAUAAAAUUGUCCAGUGUCUCAAAGCCUUCAUGAACAAUAAGUAUGGCUUGGAUCGAAUCCUGGGCGAGGAGAAAAGCCUCGCCUUGCUAGCGAGAGCCAUUGACCCCAGCCAGUCUGCCAUGAUGACCGACGUUGUCAAGCUGCUGUCCGCCAUCUGCAUUGUUGGCGAGGAGAACACCUUGGAGAAGGUUCUUGAGGCCAUUACAACAGCAGGGGAGUGGCGAGCGAUCGAGCGUUUCAGUCCAAUUGUGCAGGGACUCCGAGAUCGCACCAUUCAGCUACAGGUGGCAUGCAUGCAGCUCAUCAAUGCCCUCGUAACAUCUCCCGAUGAGCUGGACUUCAGGCUGCAUAUCAGAAAUGAGUUCAUGCGCUGCGGCCUCAAAGAGAUAUUGCCGCAACUGAUGACCAUCAGGAACGAGGCCCUGGACAUUCAGCUGAAGGUUUUUGAGGAGCAUAAGGAGGAAGACAUGAUGGAGUUCUCUCACAGAUUGGAAGACAUCAGGAGUGAAAUAGAUGAUGCGGGGGACGCGUUCAGUAUUGUGUUGAGCAUGGUGAAGGACAGCAGUGCAGAGCCAUAUUUCCUCUCCAUCCUGCAGCACCUCAUGCUUAUUCGCAAUGAUCACUUGGUCAGGCCCCAGUACUUUAAGAUCAUCGAUGAGUGCAUUUCUCAAGUCGUGCUGCACCGCAGUGGCACUGACCCCGACUUCAGUUACCGCAAGCGCCUAGAUGUGGACUUCAGUCACCUUUUGGAGGUGUGUGUGGACAAAGCUCGUGUCGAUGAGUACGAACAAAGAGCUUUAGAGCUGGCCCAGAAGUUCGAUGAAGAGUUCCUCAGCAGACAAGAGGCUCAGGCUCAGGUGGUUAAGUGUGAAGAACAAAUAGCCGGACUCCAAGCCGAGUUACAGGCCUUCAGGUCCCAGUUUGGGUCAGUGCCUGUCAGUGGGACCUCAGCCACGGCUGGAACGCCAUCCCCGCACCCCGCAUUCGCAUCCUUACCUCCAAGCUCCGGUGGCGAAUCAGGGGUGCCGGCUCCCCCGCCUCCUCCUCCUCCGCCUCCACCUCCGCCUCCUCUACCUGGAUGUCCUACUGCACCACCUCCACCUGGAAUACCUCCGUUUCUAGCCCCGCCUCCACCUCCUCUAACCUCCGGAGGUGGUUUCGGUUCCCCCACCCACCACACGCUGCCUUUUGGCCUCAGGCCGAAGAAGGAAUUCAAGCCUGAGACUUCAAUGAAGCGCCUCAACUGGUCAAAGAUUCGUCCACAGGAAAUGUCAGAAGAUUGUUUCUGGGUGUUGGCUGACGAGGACCAGUACGCCAAACCAGAACUACUCAGUAGAGUUGCUCUUACCUUUGGUUCACAGAGAACAGAAGCAAAAGACUGUGAGGAGAAUGUAGUCACGGAGGAGCCACCUAAAAAGGACGAAGAGGAUCUAGAGGAUAAGAAAUCCAUAAAGAAGAGGAUUAAAGAGCUCAAGGUGCUCGAUCCCAAGAUUGCACAAAAUCUCUCAAUCUUCUUGGGUUCCUACCGCAUGCCUUACCAGGAAAUACGUCGCAUGAUAGUGGAGGUGGAUGAGGAGCAGCUCACUGAACCUAUGAUCCAGAACCUUGUAAAGCACCUCCCAGAGCAGGAACAGCUGAACGCGCUGGCCAAGUACAAAAACGAGUACUCUAAUUUGUCAGAGCCUGAGCAGUUCGGGGUUGUGAUGAGCAGCAUGAAGCGGCUGCGACCUCGACUUAGCCACAUCCUAUUCCGACUCCAGUUUGAGGAGCACGUGAACAACCUGCGUCCGGACAUCCUGGCAGUAAACGCAGCGUGCGAAGAGGUCCGAAAGAGCCGCGCCUUUGGCCGCCUGCUGGAGCUGGUGCUGCUGCUGGGAAAUUACAUGAAUGCAGGAUCUCGAAAUGCCCAGUCAUACGGCUUUGACCUGAGUUCCCUCUGCAAGCUAAAGGACACAAAGUCUGCAGACCAGAAGACCACAUUGCUGCACUUCUUGGCAGAGGUUUGUGAGGAGCAGUUCCCCGAUGUGAUCAAGUUUGUUGACGAGCUGGAGCACGUGGAUCGAGCAAGCCGAGUUUCUGCAGAGAAUCUGGAAAAGAGCCUCAGGCAGAUGGAGAGGCAGCUGCUGCAGCUCGAGAGAGACCUGGAGACUUUCUCUUCCACCGAUGACCCUAACGACAUGUUCCUCACCAAAAUGGCUAGCUUCAGUAAAGUGGCGCAGGAGCAGUAUGGGAAGCUGGUGAUCAUGCACAGCAAUAUGGAGAGCAUGUAUCAGAACCUGCUGGAGUACUUUGCCGUCGAUCCCAAGAAGACGUCUGUGGAGGAGUUGUUCACUGACCUCAGCAACUUCCGCUCCAUGUUCACCCAAGCACUGAAGGAGAACUCUAGGCGGAGGGAGUUGGAGGAGAAGCAGAGGAGAGCACGGGCUGCAAAGGAGAAGGCUGAGCGUGAAAAGCAGGAGAGACAGCAGAAGAAGAGGAAGCUACUGGAAGUCAAUGCAGAGAACGAUGAGACAGGUGUGAUGGACAGUCUGCUGGAGGCCCUGCAGUCUGGAGCUGCUUUCAGAGAGCGUAGGAAGAGAGCGCCAAGACCCAAAGAUAACUACCAGCAGACGAUCAGCCCCAGCUCCUUCCGCCAGGUUCUCAGGCCCGUUAACUAUGAAAACAACAAGACACCUUUGCAAAGGUCUCGCUCCCGGCCGAUGGUAAAUGCGAGCUCGGUAGCGGCGAAAGCUCCCCCUGCCAAUGAGUCCGAGGGCCAUCCGUCUGCAGCCAGGGCCAAAGCUUCCGCCUGCUCUGAAGUGGGCCGCAACUACAAGAACGCUCCGGGUCACGGCUGCGGGCCGGACAGGGAGCGCGCUGCGGAGAGAGAGGCGGUCAGGCCGGCAGCGAAAAAGGCGGAAGUGGAAGCGGAGACUCCCGCCUUCCAGCCGUCUGAUGCCGACGCCAACAGAGAGCCGGACGUGGAGGCUCUCCUGGCCAGGCUCAGAGCGUUGUGAGAUUCAUUGCUCAUCACUGCAGCGAGGAUGUUGACGCUUGAUGACGCAAAAGCAAUCAAAACAGAAUUAAUCCCAAAAAGAUUUAGCAGAAUAUCUUCCUCAUAAGGGUAUUGAUUACUGCAUAUUAAUCAAAAGAAUUUUAGCAUUGCACUGAAAGAUGCAAGAUUGCUGAGCAGCUCUUUGUAUCGCAGCGGUAUUCAACAUUACAGAAACCCUUCACAUUAGUGAUUUUAAUAUUAUCCUAACCAUUUUUCCAGUUUUGAUUGCACAUUAGAGACUGUCCUUUGUAUGUUAGGGGUUUGAGACUAUAUCUGCAUCAGUUAUAUUUGAUAAUAAAAGCUUUUUAAUGCUCCUUUUUUCAUAUAAAAGAUUUGUAUUUUCUUUCUCUAUUUUUAUUUUCUACAUUUCAUAUUAAAUGCACUGGCUCUGAAGAACUUCUAAAAGUAUAAAUGAAUGUAAAUCAUAAAGAAUUAAGCCAUAAUUAUACUUUAAUGGUACUAGAAUCGGGGUUCCUACAGUCUUAAAAAGUCUGGAAAACAACAGUAUUUACUUUUAUUAUUUUUUUCCAGAUUUUCCAGACUUUUUAUUUCCUUUUUCCACUUCCUAAAAUCACAAAUAUCUAAAAGUCAUUUGUUUUUACAUUGAUUUAUAUUUAAAUCAAAUGCUUUGUCUUUCUUAUGACACAUCGCACCUUGAUUUUACCCAUCUGGAUUCUGGAUUUUUGAUCUAUUGACUGAAUGCUUACCCAUAAUAAAGGUAAUACCUUUUGCUACUUUUGUGGACUGAAGACAACUUUAAAUCUUGGUUGAACAGAACCCGCUUUUCUCGGAAAAAUGAGCUCUAAAACUGGUAUUUUUAGCUUGAGUUUCGCCAUCCAAAUAGAAGCAGCAAAGUUCACAAACCGUGUUUUAACGAUACUUCCUGUUUUUGUACUCAGAAGUCCAGAAAUUUGUAAAAAAAUAAAAAUAAGAAUCGUGUAGGAACCCUGCUGUAUGUUGUUUGUCUUUAAUUGUAACAUUUAUUUUGUGUUUGUGUUGUGAAUUUCCAAAACAUUUGUCUGCAGUACGUAAGUUUGCAACAAGGUCAAACUGUUGUCUAAAACAUGUCGGCUAUGCCGCUUAUCUUCAUGCUAACAUUCCCUCUGACGUCACUCACCGUGAACAUCUUUUUGUGUCUUUAUUUGUAUUCUUCAAUUUUUUGUAAUAAAAAAUCUAAGCAGUU
Fundulus heteroclitus (mummichog) is the source of this 4558-nucleotide messenger RNA. RefSeq names its product protein diaphanous homolog 3. Gene Ontology annotation, molecular function: actin binding; microtubule binding; small GTPase binding. Gene Ontology annotation, cellular component: actin filament; cytoplasm. The record is from RefSeq and is a predicted model, not a curated record. Lineage: Eukaryota; Metazoa; Chordata; Actinopteri; Cyprinodontiformes; Fundulidae. Gene Ontology annotation, biological process: actin filament polymerization; actin cytoskeleton organization.